This is a messenger RNA of Lucilia sericata (common green bottle fly), 1123 nucleotides long. RefSeq lists its product as uncharacterized. The transcript has 3 exons. Gene Ontology annotation, cellular component: transcription regulator complex; nucleus. NCBI's taxonomy places the organism in Eukaryota, Metazoa, Arthropoda, Insecta, Diptera, Calliphoridae. Bases 158 to 886 code for a protein of 242 amino acids. The record is from RefSeq and is a predicted model, not a curated record. Gene Ontology annotation, biological process: regulation of transcription by RNA polymerase II.
AAGCGUUGCCAACGUAUUGAUUGGAACAAAUCUUUCGCAUACAGCUUUUCUACGACGCUAAAUUCUUUUACGCAAAGAAAGUAUUUUAUGGGUACUAAAGAAAUAUACUACAAAUAAAAAAACGAAUUUAUAUUAUUAAAAUAAACCCAACAAUAUCAUGGAAGAAAGAUUGAUAGAGGCCAUACGUAAAAGGCCCUUUAUAUUUGACAAACAAUCGUUGAUGUAUCGCAAUAAAUUGGCAAGAGAAAAAGCCUGGAAAUCAGUUUCUCAAGUGGUAGGAGUAAGUGUAAAACAAUGUAUGGCACGUUGGCGUUCUCUGCGCGAUCGUUAUGUGCGUGAAAUAGCAAAAGCCAAAGAUCCGGAUUCAGUGGGCAGACCAACUUGGCGUUAUAUGAAACAGUUGUCAUUUAUUGAACAGCAUGUUAAACCAAAAAGACGACUUUCUUAUUUGGAUCAUACCGCUGAGGCGGAUGCUCAAGAUCCGGGUGAAUUUAUUUUUUCCGAAAUAGUUAAAGACUCAAAACCGGGUGAAUUUCAAAUAGAGAUUAAACGACCCGAUCCGGUUGUAAAUUAUGAAAAUGAAUGCGAUGAGGAGGACAUACUACCCAUGUUGCAGCAGGUGGGCCGCGUUGAGACACCACCUCCUAGACCGGAUACCCCACCAAAGAAACGUCAAAAAAUGCAAGAAAAUGCUCAAGAACGUUUUGAGAAACUGUGUUCGGCGGUUACCGAUUUAAUCGAAAGUAAAAAACAAUCAUAUAAAAAGAGUCGUAAUGAAGAUUUUUUAAAAGUAUUGGAUGGUUAUUUACUAAAACUUCCCGAGGAAGAGCAGGAUGAUUUAAAAAUACGUAUUUUGAAUAUGGUACAUGUAAAUCCUUUGGAAUAAGUUAGAAAACAUAGGCUUGUUCAUAUGUAAAGAAAUUAGUCUGAAAUAUAAAAAUCGUAAUUUUAACUAAAAAGUUUUGGAAAAAAAAGGAAAUUAUUUAAGGAUCCUCUUUAAUUUAAGAUUGUAUUGUUGUUGCUGGGGUUCACAGCCCUUGGCCGAUUGUUGCAGUCGGCUAUGUCACUAUCUAUACGCUUCAUCAUAGUGUAUUUUAAUAAAAAAUAUAUUUUUUAAAAAUUA